Trichoderma harzianum CBS 226.95 is the source of this 1048-nucleotide messenger RNA. RefSeq lists its product as hypothetical. NCBI's taxonomy places the organism in Eukaryota, Fungi, Ascomycota, Sordariomycetes, Hypocreales, Hypocreaceae. Gene Ontology annotation, biological process: nucleoside metabolic process. The transcript has 2 exons. The coding region runs from base 61 to 606 and encodes 181 amino acids. The record is from RefSeq and is a predicted model, not a curated record. Gene Ontology annotation, molecular function: catalytic activity.
CAUACUCAAAAGCCUACUAUCCGACUGUCUUUCCAUCGCAAAUUGAUCUAUGAAGCCAUCAUGGCAUCUAAGCCUUUGAGUUACAAUGACUACACUGUCGGAUGGAUUUGCGCCCUAUCAGAGGAGCAAACAGCCGCGACCGCGAUGCUAGACGAGAAGCACGACCCUCUUCCAAUAUCCAAUCCACACGACACCAACUCGUACACCUUGGGAGCCAUCGGCAAGCACAAUGUCGUUUUAGUCUGUUUACCUGAGAGCGAGACAGGAACCAACUCAGCUGCAAGCGUAAUCAUGCAACUGGUCAAUACAUUCCCGUCAAUCAAGUUCGGUCUAUUGGUUGGAAUCGGCGGCGGUAUCCCUCCACGCGUCCGACUUGGAGAUACUGUCGUCAGUACACCCGUCGGAGAGUAUCCUGGAGUGGUCCAGUGGGAUCUCGGCAAGGCGACUGAGACCGGCUUCGUGAGGACUGGGUCGUUGGACCGCCCUCCAAUGGUACUACUGUCGGCUUUGACGACAAUGAAGACCAACCAUGAAAUGGAAGGACACAAAAUAUCUCAAUUUCUAGAAGAGCUUACGAAGAAGUGGCCAAGACUAGCCUCCAAAUAAACGUGGAAUAAUAAGCUCAGAGACACUUUGUUCGAACAAGAAAACUCAGAUGACGAAAGAACUCCUGGUGAUCCGAAGAUCCACUACGGAUUGGUUGCAUCGGGAAACCAAGUCAUUAAAGAAAGUUCUAUGAGAGACGAAAUUAAUGCAAGAUUAGGCGACCAAGUCCUCUGUGUGGAAAUGGAGGCAGCAGGAGUGAUGAACAACUUUCCAUGCAUUGUCAUUCGAGGAAUAUGCGACUAUGCAGAUUCGAAAAAGAACGAUUACUGGCGGGGAUAUGCUGCCAGCAUAGCGGCGGCGUUUACAAAGGAGCUUUUGCAGAUAGUGCGACCUACGCAAAUUGAGGGGGAGCCUUCAGCGAAAGAUGUUUUAAAUCAGUUUUACCAAAGUGUAGGCCACAUCCGACUGAAGGUGGAUGAACAGGAAGAGAAACAGAUACUUG